UAGGAAAGGAAGGGGUGUCGGUGGAGAGGGCUGCAGCCAGAGCCUCAGGCCGCCAUUGGAACUGUCACAUUCUAGGCGGCAGAGCGUGCACACAGGAAGCAGUAGACACAGUCUAUACCCACAGAGGGAUCUGGCCGUGAUUGAUGAAUUACACCUCCCAGCUGCUAAACCCAGUGGAAACUGCUCUUCCUGACCACGCCAACUCCCAGGAGACCCAUGGACAUCUGAGAGGAUGAUGCAGCCAGCCCACAGACAGUGGGAGCCCCCCAAGCGCUGAGGGGCUGCCCUGUAGCCCUCUCCAUCCCUACCCUCAGGCUGCCCCAUGAUGGCCUGCAACAGCACCACCUUCCAGCCCUAUGAGCACCUGCAGCUGAACGCAAGCAACGCCUCAGACUUGGGCUCCACACCACUGUCCGCCCCCCUCAGAAUCUCCCUGGCUGUCCUGAUGCUACUGAUGAUGGUGGUGGGCUUCCUGGGCAACACAGUGGUCUGUGUCAUCGUGUACCAGAGGCCAGCCAUGCGCUCUGCCAUCAACCUGCUGCUAGCCACCCUGGCCUUCUGUGACAUCAUGCUGUCUCUGUGCUGCAUGCCCUUCACUGCUGUCACCCUCAUCACUGUCCACUGGCACUUCGGGGACCACUUCUGCCGGCUCUCAGCCACAUUGUACUGGCUUUUUGUGCUGGAAGGCGUGGCCAUCCUGGUGAUCAUCAGUGUGGACCGCUUCCUCAUCAUUGUCCAGCGCCAGGAUAGGCUGACCCCACAUAGGGCCAAGGGCAUCAUUGCUGUGUCCUGGGCGCUGUCCUUCUGUAUUGCCAUCCCCUCACUAUGGGGCUGGACGGUGGUGGAGGUGCCAGCUCGUGCCCCACAGUGCGUGCUGGGCUACACUGAGCUCCCAGCCGACCGUGCCUACGUAGUGACACUGGUGGUGGCUGUGUUCUUCGUGCCCUUUGGUGUCAUGCUCUGCUCCUACCUGUGCAUCCUCAACACAGUGCGCAAGAAUGCAGUACGAGUGCACAACCAGUCAGACAGCCUGGACCUGCGGCAGCUGACCCGGGCUGGCCUGAGGAGGCUGCAGCGGCAGCAGCAGGUCAGCUUGGACCUGAGCUUCAAGACCAAGGCCUUCACCACCAUCCUCAUCCUCUUUGUGGGCUUCUCACUCUGCUGGCUGCCACAUUCCGUCUACAGCCUGCUGUCGGUGUUUAGCAGGAGCUUUUACUACAGCUCCUCCUUCUACACUGCCAGCGCCUGCAUCCUGUGGCUCAGUUACCUCAAGUCAGCCUUCAACCCCAUAGUCUACUGCUGGAGAAUCAAGAAGUUCCGUGAGGCCUGCAUUGAGCUGCUGCCACAGACCUUCCACAUCCUCCCCAGAGUGCCUGAGCGGGUCCAGAGGCGGAUCCAGCCGAGCACAGUCUAUGUGUGCACCGAGAACCAGUCCGCUGUCUAAGGCGUGGGGCUUCCGGCAGCCUGAGUCUUCGUCUGUGUUUUGUGGUGCCUGUUUAAGCACAAAAGUACUCAUGUAUCACCUGAUGGGCUGUGGUACCCAAGUUCCAAAUUCUGGCAAGGUGAAUUCAUUAUGUUUCUCAUUGAAAAAGAACCAUGGCAGGUCCGGUGAGAGCUGCAAGGUCAUCAGACACAUGGGGAGUGGACUUCAGAGAGCUAGGAAAGGGUGAAGGGGAGGCAGGCAGGGCAGGGUGCUGCUUGUGGUAUCCACGGAGCCCCUCAGACCGCCGGUGCCAGGUUCUGACCCCAGACACCCACGGAGGCUCAGCCACAUCCUGGGCUGUCGUUCAUUCCAUUUGCCACCAGCGUUCUUCUGAGUUACUUAGGGUUGAGGAGUCUGGAGUUUCACACAGGACUGAUUACAUUGGUCAGAUGAUCAUUCCUGACAGUGCCAAAUUACCUUUCCUAAAAAGGAAUGGACUUCACACUAGGAAGCAGAGGUGUGAGCCCUGCGCUUGAGUCCCUGGAGUGUCUUGGAGCCCGGAGUGGCUCCACAUGUGGAAGGUGCUCUGGGUUGCUUGGCUGCAACGAGAAGGCUUCUGGGUGCUCGUCUGGCCCCUCACCUGGCCAUGCCCAACCCCCUGCCCUCUGCUGCCCCCGCCAUCCUUCUCAGCAUUCUAGACACCACACCCUGGGUUCACGCAAGAGCAAGUGCCCACAGUGACUUGCUCUGUUUACAUGUUUCCUUACACACCCCGGGGAUCUCCAGAGCCUUGAAGAUGACCGAAUCCAUGCCAGCAAGGGAACCACUGCAGGGGCAGGACAGACAGAGCCCAUGGGCUGGGCGGUGCCAGGUUCCCACGGUCGCUGCUUCUCCUACCUCACUCUCACGCCCACUGCUGCUUUGGGGCCCCAUCGUAGGUCGGGAUCUAGGAGCGCAGCUGCCCAGAGGGCACCUUUCUUGAGCCCUGCACAAAGCCGCACAUUGCCACCACAAGCUUCUCAUGCUGGGCGGUGACCCCAUGAGCUCUCUGCCCAGUCAGAUCUGAAGAGGGUGAGGCAUUAAGGAGAAGCUCAGAGAAGCUGGCUCCAGGUCUGACCCCAUCAGGGACUAGUUGGGUGCCCUUUGUUCUUUCCACCUCCUUUUUCUGGCUCUCAGAUUUCCCAUUUGCCAAGUAAGGAAGCCAGUCUAGAUGACCUCAAACUCUGAUUCUAAUGUGGGUUUGUUUUGUUUUUUUUUUGUUUUGCCAUCAGCAGACCCCUGCAUUCAUUUAUCCAUCCAUGCAGCAAGCAUGUAUUAAGCACCUUCUUAUGUAAGGCAAUCUGGGGGUGAAGGAGGACUUGAGGCAUGGGCCUAGCCCAGAGGCAGCAUUGAGAAGUCCAUCCAGCUCCCUACCUCUUUCUUUCCAGCUCCCCAUCCUUUUUCUUUUUUUU
Fukomys damarensis (Damara mole-rat) is the source of this 2874-nucleotide messenger RNA. It is a transcript of the gene Gpr45, whose product is annotated as G protein-coupled receptor 45. Lineage: Eukaryota; Metazoa; Chordata; Mammalia; Rodentia; Bathyergidae. Gene Ontology annotation, cellular component: membrane. The coding region runs from base 323 to 1444 and encodes 373 amino acids. Gene Ontology annotation, biological process: G protein-coupled receptor signaling pathway. Gene Ontology annotation, molecular function: G protein-coupled receptor activity. The record is from RefSeq and is a predicted model, not a curated record. The transcript has 2 exons.